Fusarium subglutinans is the source of this 1047-nucleotide messenger RNA. RefSeq lists its product as uncharacterized. The transcript has 3 exons. Gene Ontology annotation, molecular function: DNA-binding transcription factor activity; transcription cis-regulatory region binding. Gene Ontology annotation, biological process: positive regulation of transcription by RNA polymerase II. Lineage: Eukaryota; Fungi; Ascomycota; Sordariomycetes; Hypocreales; Nectriaceae. Gene Ontology annotation, cellular component: nucleus. The record is from RefSeq and is a predicted model, not a curated record. The coding region runs from base 1 to 1047 and encodes 348 amino acids.
AUGGCCAUGAUUAACGACAGUACUUCAUCCUCGGCUCUUCUACAUGCUAUGCUAGCCUAUUCUUCCCUUCAUCAGCACGACCUGAGCGAAACAGCUCUCAAGCUCAAAGUUCAGGCACUUCACCUGCUCUCUAUUUCCGCCGAAGAUGGAGAAUUGUCCUUGGUGAAUGCCUCCCAGCACGUGGCUGCUUCCAUGCUGCUUGGAUCAUUUGAGACAUUACGCCCUUCUGAUAGUUCAGGGGAAUGGCUGUGGCAUAUUUGGGGCGCUGUGGACGUUAUUCAAGCUACGCAACUCAGCGAUCGUUCUUCUGAGAUUGAAACCUACGCUGUCAUUGACUGGGUCAACUAUCAUCAUACGCUCUCACGCUUCAGCACACAGCACUGGCGACACAAAGCAUUGGCUCAGAACACGUUCACCAUACCGGCCCAACGCUCUGGUCAUGUAGCCAUGUCUUCAUUGUCAAUAUACAAACCCAGUCACCCUUCUAUAGAUCCAACAUCAUCGAUAAUGAGCCUUCUGUUUGAAGCAUGCAAUAUCUUAAUCGAUCCAAAAGAUCCCAAAAGUCACAGCCCGGAAUAUCGCAACUCACUCCAACGGCUCGAAACGCAGGUCGACGAUCUCAUCGCCAGCCCGAUCCCGAAUAGUCUAAACCCCGAAAGCGCAGUCGCCUUGGAACUCUAUCGCGUAGCAACACGAAUAUAUAUAGCGCGCGCUUCACAGAGUCCAUGGGAAGCACCCGCUCUUCUAGACUCGCUGAUAGAUGCACUGUUUGAGGGGCCAGUGGCAUCGUGUACCUGCAUCCACUUCUUCCCUCUGCUGAUUCUCGCUUGUGAAUCAGGGAGAGACGAUCAGCGGGUUGCGAUUCUUAACUUGAUUGACAGAACUCAGCGCGAUGCACGGGUCAGAAGCAUGAAGGCGGUGACGAAUGCCAUUCAGGCUAUUUGGGUGCAGCAGGAUCUUCAUGCUGAUAGUGAGGUUUUGGUGAAUUAUAUGGAUCUUCUCAGUAUUGGGCUUAGCUCAAACAGCACUAUACCAUCUUUUGCGUAA